CCCAUACUCCAAAAAAUGGCAGUGGCAGCAACUCUCCUUCCCUCAACACCAUACAAGCCAUUACCACUCCCCCUCCCAAACUCUCUCUUCCUCCUCUCCUUCUCAAUCCCCUGCACCCGCCAUCACUUCACCCCUCCUGCCUCCGCCAAUCGCGCCUCCCCCUUCCCGCUUCAUCCCCGCCGUCCAUAUGUCGCUCUUCCUUCUAGUCCCGGCCGUUGCUUUGCCGCCAAUUCCGGGCCGCCUCUGCCUCCCCCAGAAUCUGACUCCACUAGCCUCACAGGUCUUGUAGCAUCUUUCUCCAAGUUUCAGGACAAAGUGCAGAUCUUUUUUGCUGUUCUUUUUUGGAUGUCUCUUUUCUUCUGGGCUUCUGUAUGGGAUGAAAGGAGUCGACCAAACAAGGGCUCACGAUUUAGAAAAUGACCUAGUAAGCAUUUAUUGUAUAUAAUGAUAGACUGGAUGGGUAGUAGUAGCCUAUACAUUAAAAGAGGAGCAACUUCUUGUGAUAAAUACUAGUGGGCUAGAUGACAUACACAAAAUUUAGUUUCAAAUGCUGUAAUUAUCAAAGGAUGAAUAAGCAGUGGCUCUUGAUUUUCUUGUCCUUAA
Molecule: messenger RNA, 603 nt
Organism: Prunus dulcis (almond)
Lineage: Eukaryota; Viridiplantae; Streptophyta; Magnoliopsida; Rosales; Rosaceae
Exons: 2
Coding region: 16-420 (134 amino acids)
Source: RefSeq, a predicted model, not a curated record